Molecule: messenger RNA, 7989 nt
Organism: Hipposideros armiger (great roundleaf bat)
Lineage: Eukaryota; Metazoa; Chordata; Mammalia; Chiroptera; Hipposideridae
Gene: FOXN3
Product: forkhead box N3
Exons: 8
Coding region: 299-1756 (485 amino acids)
Biological process (GO): regulation of DNA-templated transcription
Cellular component (GO): nucleus
Molecular function (GO): cis-regulatory region sequence-specific DNA binding; DNA-binding transcription factor activity
Source: RefSeq, a predicted model, not a curated record
CCGCCGACCCCGGGCGGGCGCCGGGGCUGGAGCCGGGGUUCCGGCCGCGAUCCGCUGCAGCUCCGCGGGGAGACGGUGCGACCCGGCGGCUGGGCCACCCGCGAGUCCAGUGCCCCCGCAGCCCCCCAAUGCAGCCGCGAGAAGCAGCGGGGGGGCAGGCGAUCGAAGCUGCUAGAAGCAUCCUCUCCUCGAAGACCAGCGUUCUUGCGGUAAUGGAGGCUUCUUGAUCCUUUCCGUGACUGGAGCAAUGCUGACCUUGGUUUCCUGGACCCAUUCCGACUCAGGAGCCUUCACGUAAAUGGGUCCAGUCAUGCCUCCCAGUAAGAAGCCAGAAAGCUCAGGAAUUAGUGUCUCCAGCGGGCUGAGUCAGUGUUACCGGGGCAGCGGUUUCUCCAAGGCCCUUCAGGAAGACGAUGACCUCGAUUUUUCUCUGCCUGACAUCCGAUUAGAAGAGGGGGCCAUGGAAGAUGAAGAGCUGACCAACCUGAACUGGCUGCAUGAGAGCAAGAACUUGCUGAAGAGCUUUGGGGAGUCGGUCCUCAGGAGCGUCAGCCCCGUCCAGGACCUGGACGAUGACACGCCCCCGUCCCCCGCCCACUCGGACAUGCCCUACGAUGCCAGGCAGAACCCUAACUGCAAACCCCCUUAUUCGUUUAGCUGCCUCAUAUUUAUGGCCAUCGAGGAUUCUCCAACCAAGCGUCUGCCGGUAAAGGAUAUCUACAACUGGAUCUUGGAACAUUUUCCGUAUUUUGCAAAUGCACCUACUGGGUGGAAAAAUUCAGUGAGACAUAACUUGUCAUUGAAUAAGUGUUUCAAGAAAGUGGACAAGGAGAGGAGUCAGAGUAUUGGGAAAGGGUCCUUGUGGUGCAUAGACCCAGAGUAUAGACAAAAUCUAAUUCAGGCUUUGAAAAAGACACCUUAUCACCCAUACCCACACGUGUUCAAUACACCUCCCGCCUCUCCUCAGGCAUAUCAAAGCACAUCAGGUCCACCCAUCUGGCCAGGCAGUACCUUCUUCAAGAGAAAUGGAGCCCUUCUGCAAGAUCCUGACAUUGAUGCUGCCAGUGCCAUGAUGCUUUUGAAUACUCCCCCUGAGAUACAAGCAGGUUUUCCUCCAGGAGUGAUACAAAAUGGAACGCGGGUUCUGAGCCGAGGGCUGUUUACUGGAGUCCGGCCAUUGCCAAUCACUCCCAUUGGAAUGACGGCCACCGUGAGGAACGGCCUCCCCGGCUGCCGGAUGCGGACUGAGAGCGAGCCGUCCUGCGGCUCCCCGGUGGUCAGCGGGGACCCCAAGGAGGAUCACAACUACAGCAGUGCCAAGGCCUCCAGCGCCCGGAGCGCCUCGCCCGCCAGCGACUCCGUCUCCUCCUCCUCAGCCGACGACCACUACGAGUUUGCCACCAAGGGGGGCCAGGAGGGCAGCGAGGGCAGCUUCCAGAGCCACGAGAGCCACAGUGAAACGGAGGACGACGACAGGAAACACAGCCCGAAGGAGGCCAAGGAUACUCUGGGGGACAGCGGCUACGCGGCCCAGCACAAGAAGCGCCAGCACUUCGCCAAGGCAAGGAAGGUCCCCAGCGACACGCUGCCCCUCAAAAAGAGACGCACGGAAAAGCCCCCCGAGAGCGAUGACGAGGAGAUGAAAGAGGCGGCCGGGUCGCUCCUGCACUUGGCGGGGAUUCGGUCCUGUUUGAAUAACAUCACCAAUCGGACGGCAAAGGGGCAGAAAGAGCAAAAGGAAACCACAAAAAAUUAAAAACAAGUCACUGAUUUGUUUUGAACUUACGGCCAUUUGGUUUCAGCAUGUCAGGAGAUUUCUAAUGAUUUGUGGCAAUAUCAGCAAUUUAUUAUUAUUUUUUUUCUUUCUUUUUUUUUUUGGUUUGGUUUUCUUUUUCUUUCUUUCUUUUUUUUUUUAAUUUACCCCCCUUCUUUGUUUUGGGCCCUUAAGAAUUUUAUUUUUAAAGGAGAUUGAAGCCAUAGAACUCAUAUUGACACUCAGCUGUUUUACAAAAGCUUUUCAUUAUCUGAAGACAAAACCGAAAAAGCCAAAAUGACCAUUGCUUCCUCCAGCUUGUCAGAAACACGUGGCUGAAUCCACAGGGAUGGAAAGGAUAAUGCCACGGGGACACCCAUAUGCAGCGCCUAGAAGGCACGUGUGCAAAGUAAAGUAAUCAUCCAUGAGGCCCAACCCUUAGGUUUAAAAGGUCAGGAUGUCCACCCAGUUGGGUUCACUGCGUGAAGGUGCGUGAUGCAGUUGGGGGAAAGGAAGACAUCCAUUCCCCUAGGAGCAGUCUCAGGCUCGUGGCACCAGGCUGCAAAUUGGGCCAGGAAAACCCUUGGUGUUGCCACACAGAGUGCAAGAGGGUCGGUCACCAGUCCUCCGUGCUUCUUAAUCGUGAAGCCUCCUAACAUCUUAUGAGGUGGACGCUAGACGGUGUAUAUACACCAGCUGUCAAGGACUAAUGAGAAGAAAUGGGGUCAGUUUUUAGGGAUGUUUCUAAUCAUUGAAUUCUGUUCUGUUGGGUUGUCGGAAAAGUCAUGACGCAUUUUUGCAACGAAAAACAGAAAAAAAUACAUCAUGACUUUUCUGACAACCCAAUAUAUUAAGAGAAUGCUCCACAAGCCAUAAGCCUGAAGGUUGGCCCUGCACACAUACACGCAUACACACACAUACACAUGAGAGAGAGAGAGAGAGAAGAUAAAACAUGCAGAAAACAAGCUAUGCCUUCUUAACUGCCCAACUGAAAAUCAAGUCCAAGAAAUGACAGUAGCUGUUUAAGGAAGGAAAUAAUGGUACAUAUCUUUUUCUGUCUGUCAAAACUAUUUGAUCUAAGUGAAAACAAACAAGCAAAAAGCUACGGAACCUGCCAUUAGUAUUGUGGUGUAUUUGAAAAAGAUGAAAGGCACAUUGAUGGGCAAAAAAAAAAAAAAGAAAAAGAAAAAAUACUCCUAUACUGCCCUCCAAAUGGGAGUUUGCAAGUAAUGUCAAUCAGGAUUCAUCUUUGCAAAAAUCAGUGAUUUCCACAUUCAGCCAGUGUAGCCAGCAGAAAUUUCUGAUCCACAAUGCAUGGAUUCCUUCGAAAAAAAGAAAAAAAAGAAAAAAAAAAUCACAAAAACAAACCUUUUUUAAUUCAAAAAUAACAAAGUUCUUGUAAGGUAAAUAAUGUAUUUAGCAUGAAGCAUGAAUUAUUUUCAUAUAAAUAUAGAAAAUAGAGAAAAGGCUAUGCCUCUAAUUUUUAAGCCCUUAGGCUUAGAGGUUCUUUUGGUUUUCUUCUUUUUUCUUUUUUUUUUUUCCUUUAAUUUUUUUGUUUGUUUUGUUUUUCCCAAUUAUUUUGUUUUGGUUUUUUUGAAGCAGGUGUUUAAGGUUUAACCUUCUUCAGGGACAAAUUCUGACUGUUGGGGAACUUCCUCUGCAAUAUAAAAAUAUCUUCACGUUCCGGUAGGGCCUGGAUGGUGGAGCUCUGUGCUGCCUUGUCUGCUCUUCAUCCCCGACCCCCUCUGAUUCUCUGUUGAAAAGUGUGUCCUUUCUCUCUGUCUGUACAUGUUUAUCAUGACGCAAUAAUUUGAGGGCAAACUUAGUAGUGAGUGUGUAUGAUUAGAAUCAAGAGAAUUACGGGACGCUGACUUGAGAAAACCAUUACUGCGAUUUGGCUCUAGGAAAAAGGCAGUGAAUAAUUAUGCAAAUUUGCCAGGAGAAGGGGAAACACACUAAUGGGCCUUAUUGGAUGAGGGUGUGAGUUAGGGUACACGUGAAGGAGGAAGGGACACGGGUGUUGGAAGGACCAGCCCCCACAGUUUUCCUGUGACGCCAUCUCACGGUGGGACGGAGGGGCCAGCCAUCUCUACCACCUCAGCACAUGAACCAACCUGGAAUUAAGCCCACCUAGACUGUGAGAGCUGAAUUGAGACAACAGGAUGAUGUCACGCAGACCAGAAAUUCCUGUUAUCUUUGCCUAAAAGAAAUUAUUUGGGGAGAUCAAAAGAAAUCUCUAGAAGAAUAUGAUCUUCCACUCAAAUGGAGGGAAACUAUAAAACAAAAACACCCACUACCAUAGCUCAGGAUAUGAUGGUGAGGGAGAGGGAUGGAAUUGGGGUGAUCUCAAUCUUUUAAAAGGGGAGCGUGGGCCCGUGUGGAGCCCAUCCUCCAGCACCAGGCGCUGUCAGAACCUCCAUCUGCCAGGACAGUGGAAAAUCACUGGUGCGCGCCCCAUGUUUAUCUUCCUCUGGGAUGCUGAUGAGACACCCUGGAAAAAAAAUCAACACCUAUAUAACAGGUCACCUUUGUUACCUGAACCUGAGCUCUUCCAGCAUAUUUGUUCAGGGUACAGAUGGGGAUAAGGAUGUAUUUUUGAAGCACUAUGUUCCCUGCAUCUCGCACCUGACACCCCCAAAAGCCAUCCACAGCUGUGGAACCUGAGCGACACUUUGUGUUGUCACCUGACCAAGCCCAGGAGACCCCCCACCCUCACCCCACUCCCAAGAUAAAAUUCAGACUUCCCUCCUGAAAGGCAGAGUAAACAUUCAGGACCGUUUCUGGCAGGGGACUUCCAGUUAAACCCCCCCCACAGUGGGCUGUCUCCCCUCAUUUCAUUUUUCUAAAGGAGCAAAGACCUUUAGAAAAUAAUAAAAUGCAAUGUGUGUGAUUUACUUUUCUGAUCUCUUUGAGAAAUAGAUAACUAUCUUAUAAAAGUGUGUUCUUAACUCCGGAACCACUCUUUUUGCAUAAAUACCUCAUCGGGCAGCUUUCUAAGGGUUAUUUUCCUGAGUCUCCCGUGGCCCCUUCAUAGGAGCCGCUGGGAGACUUCCGGGGGAAACUUUAGUGAGGGUACUUUUUUCUAUUUUUCUUCUGUUUUUGGAGGCAUACACAUUAUGCAUAACCAAAACAAUGGCUCAAUUGUGUUUAACUUUGUAUUUUGAUUGUUGAGGAAAACAAAAAAAGUAUCGAUGUGUAUGUGGCCGUUUGUAGUGAAUUCAUUGCAGAAUGAGGUUGUCCGUGUCCCCACCAAGCCAAGGGGCAAGAGGCACCCUCUCUCACCCCCUCCUCCAAGAGCAGUAGAGAAUUUUAAGCACAAGCCUAUGUGUGAAAGCGUAUUUUGCUCAAGUGUAAUUUCACUUUAGUCUUGGAAUUCCUUCCCAAACGUCAGGUGUUCUUUUAGCUUCCAAACUAGCAUAUGUAUUCAUUAGUCGGACAGAUCGCCCGAGCACCAUUCAAGGGGUGUGGUGGUUUUGCUUUCAUUUCUCCUGCUGGGAGAAUUGGCGUUUCCUGUGUCAUUCCAGUAUCUCACGUACUCACAUGGGGCAGGGUGGGAGGGGGAAAUGGGGAACUAUAGCAAUAUUUAAAGAUGCUUUGGAAAACAGCCGUGAACACUUCAGCACCAUAACAUCCACAGUUCCUUGCUGUUGGCCCUUGGACACAUUUAAGAGAAAGAGACUGGCUCUUUUUUCUUAAAUGAUAUACACAUAGACAGUUAUUUUUAAUGCUACUACCGUUGUCUUUUUAUCUUUAGUACUACGUGGAAAGGGUUUGUUUGCAUCAUAGAUUUUUUCCCAGCCUUAUAAUAUACCAUAAGCUCCUACUCUCCCCCCCCCCCCCAAUCCAUAUACUUUCAAGAGUUCUUUGGUAAAGCUAUUUGAAGUGAAAAAGAAACCCAACCCGCAUUCAGGUGGUGGUUGGAGACAACCAUGGCCAAGACAGCUGUGGCAAGUUUCAGUCUUUGGGGCUGAGUUUUUAAGAAGGAAUGUGUUGGAGGCCUUUUCCAAGAACUGAUUUUUGUUUUUUGUAGAGGCAUUCAGCGUGUCUGGCCCUUGCUGGGCAUGGCAGUUAUUACCAUGGGGGGGGGGGGUGGGGGGGAGUUCUGGACGAGGCCAUAGUGCUGCAUGGUGUUUCUGCCUGAGGAUUAAGUUCAGCCUGUGGGCUUUGUAGAGUGAAAACCACCCGGAUGGCUUUUGUGCCCAGCUCAGUCCUGGGACACUCCGGGACUGCUCGGUGCCAAGUGCUGUGUCCCGCACACAAGCGUGGGCUCUUAGCCUCUCAUUGAAGGGCUCUUGGAGAAGGAGUCAGAGUUAUGUACAAGUGACCUACUUGGGAGGGUUUUCCAUAUGGGACUGGAUUCAAUUCAAUGUGACUUCUCUUUCCCUUUAAACUUGAUUCAGGUUGGGAGUUCUUUCUUUCCGGUGGAUCACAGCUGCCCAGAUGUUGCAAUUUUAUUUUUAUGUUUCUGUAGAGAAGUAUUUUUCUUUCAUCUUCAGGAUUUUUGCCACCAAAAGAAUACAUUUGAACUCUGUGUCCCCUCCUAAUUGUGACUUAACCAGUGUUGACAGUUAAAUCCUUAGUGUCGUAGGUCCCGGCCCUCCAAUACUAUAUCAAACACUGUUAUGCACAUAAUGCAGCACUGUGAUCUAAUUUAAAUAAUACUUUUUUAUUAUUUAUACUACUAUAUAUAAUAUACAUCAACACUUUUGCUAUAUAACCUAAGUGGAUAACCCUCUUUUAGUUACCUGCCAAACGGGGACUUUGGUUUAUAUUGCAGUUAACACAGUUACAAAGUUGUAAUGGUGUCUUUUUUUUUCUUUUCUUUGUAACGGAAUGUGUAAAUCAAAGUAUAUACAUUGUAUGGUGUUCCUGUUUCUGGAGUUUUCACGAGAAUUUACACAUGGCAUUCAGUGUUCUGUAUAGACCCGCCUACCUUUGUGAAUUCAUCUGUUAAUCCCUCUUCCUUCGAGAGAGUACCUGCGAUGGUGGUUAACUCCUUGUUUUCUCUCUCUCCUACUGGUCAUUCUUGAAUUAAGCACAGACUUGUCAGCUCGGUUGCUUUAUCAUGAAUAAUGCGUGUGACCUUGCCAUAGCUUCACUGACCAAAAACUAAGGAAGAAAAAUACGAUUUUAAAAAUAAUCCAUCUUUCAAUGGCAGAAACCGAUGUGUCUAUGGUGCUGUAUCCUACUGUCUGUCAUACUUUUGAAAUCAGACCUAGGUGAAAGAUCACUUCAGACUUACUGUGAUAUGCUCACAAGUACCCUUCCUUUUUGUUUUGUUAGCGUUGAAAUCAAGACUAUUUAUUUGGAAUACAUACGACAGUGUUUUCCACUGUAUUUCAUUUGCAAAAGUUGAGAACAACCUUCUCUACCUUUUGCAAAUAAUUAAUAUUCCAUCUUGGAUUCUCAAAGUCUUCGAUAUGGUGAACCUGUCAAACUAGAAAUUGUAUUUCAUCCUUUCAUCACUGUGGCCUGAGUUCCUCACCCCACCCCACCCCUUUUUUUUUUCUGAUAAAACGUAGCACAGUUUCAGUUAUUUAAACAUUAAGCUUUUCCUGAGUAUGUAUGUUGAGGCCAUCGGAGCUCAUACCUGAUUCAGUAACCAGUUUCAUGCUGUGUCAUUCACACUCACUACUUCUACUGCCAUGGUGAAAAUGUGGAGAAAAAAAGUAUUUGUGUGUGUCUGGGAAGCAUUAUACACUUGUACAUUUUUUUAUACUCUGAUUCUGUAACAUUUCUGAGUUUUGUUUUUGUUUUACAGAAAAAAAAAAUCUAUAACAAUGAUAAAGCAAUCAGAAGACCAAGAGGUUUACUGUUGAUGCUUAGGGUCAUCUGACCUUUGCUGGCCAAUAGACCUACAUGGCCAAAUUAAUUUACUAAAGUAAUAAUUUUUCAAAAGCCAAUUUUUUUUUCUGUACUUUCUGUAUGAAACUGCCAAUAUCAUGAAUAGAAAGACAGAACCAUAGAGGAGAAAGAAAGUGAUGUUCAGUUGCGUUUGUGUUACCUGAGGGAGCCGUGUGGAGGCGGGGGCAACCGGCCGAACUUUAGGGACCUGAUAGCGUUGCUUUGGAGGUGUCCAUACCUGCAUUUCGCAUCCUUCAUAUGUAAUCAUAUUGCCAAAGACAAACUAUUUCAUCAUUUAUUGUAAAUAACACUUUCCCCCAGACCUACCAUAAAGUUUCUGUGAUGUAUUGUCUUCCAGUUGCAAUAAAAAUUACUGAGUUGCAUCAAUUGAA